This is a messenger RNA of Saccoglossus kowalevskii, 2488 nucleotides long. RefSeq names its product FYN/Yes-like tyrosine-protein kinase. Lineage: Eukaryota; Metazoa; Hemichordata; Enteropneusta; Harrimaniidae. Gene Ontology annotation, biological process: protein phosphorylation. The record is from RefSeq and is marked provisional. Gene Ontology annotation, molecular function: protein tyrosine kinase activity; ATP binding; protein binding.
GGCUGACAAGGUGGAUACGUAAAGUAAUGGCAGAAAACGCUCAAAAUAUCGAAAAUUAGUCAUCCAUACUCGCUGAUCGGUACCGAAAAUUAUUUUGAAGAUACCAGAGAACACAGGAGUGUGACUUAAGACCACACAAUCUUUCUUCAACCUCUCAUCUGUCAUUUCAAAAUACUGAAAACAGGACUUCAGUAUAUCAGUAACCAUGGGAGGUAGGCUGAGUAAGGAGGAAAAGGAGGAAAAGAAACUUGCGAAGCAAACGAGGAAAGAAAAGAAACGUUUAGAAAAGUCAGGAAAAAAAUCGGAUGCUAAAGAAGAUGGUAAAAGAAACUCUUACUCGAAUGAGCCGACCAAGGGUAUAACAGCGGACCCGCCAUCUUCACCGACACACGUUGAGGGCAGUACAAUAUAUGUUGCUCUGUACUCAUACGACUCAAGAUCGGCCGAUGACCUCGCAUUCAAAAAGGGCGACAGAUUACUGAUCCUAGAUAAAAGUGCUGGUGAUUGGUGGAUGGCUCGUCAUGUUAAUGAUAGUAUAGAAGGAUAUGUACCAAGUAAUUACAUAGCAGAAGAGAUCAGUAUUGAAUCACAAGACUGGUACUUUGGCAACAUCGCCCGUAAAGAAGCCGAGAAAAAGUUAAAAAUGGCAACCCAAGUGAGAGGAACGUUCUUGAUCAGAGACGCCGAAACAGUGAAAGGCGCGUAUUCUAUGUCUACAUUGGAUUAUGAUGCUACCAAAGGUUACACUGUCAAACAUUACAGAAUUAGAAGUAUGGAUGCCGGUGGUUUCUUCAUUGCUCAGCGUGCUAUUUUCCCCACUCUGGUCGAGUUAGUAAAGCACUAUAAAAAUAGCUCAGACGGUCUCUGCUGCAAACUGACGGUGGCGUGUCCCAAGGAGAAUCCUAACACACCAGGACUGGGCCACGAUAAAUGGGAAAUACCGCGAGAAUCACUCACACUCAGCAAAAAGUUGGGUUCGGGACAGUUCGGCGACGUCUGGGAAGGAUUGUGGAACCAAACUACAAAAGUUGCUGUGAAAACGUUGAAACCUGGUGCCAUGUCGCCAGAAGCGUUUUUGGGUGAAGCCAACGUCAUGAAAAAACUGCGCCACGAUAAUCUUGUGUCCCUACUAGCUGUUUGCUCUGACAUGGAACCGAUUUACAUAGUAACAGAAAUGAUGGCUAAAGGCAGUCUGUUGGACUACCUAAGGGAAGGCGAAGGUCACCACAGUAAGCUUCCAGAUAUGAUUGACAUGUCAACGCAGAUUGCAAGUGGGAUGGUCUAUUUGGAGAAAGAAAAUUUCAUACACAGAGACUUGGCAGCGAGAAAUAUCUUAGUUGGCGAAAAGAACGAAUAUAAAGUUGCUGAUUUUGGGUUAUCAAGAAUUAUCGAGGAUGAAUAUGUCGCAAGAGAAGGCGCAAGGUUUCCUAUCAAGUGGACAGCACCCGAAGCAGCACUGUACAACAGAUUUACAAUUAAAUCUGAUGUUUGGAGUUUUGGUAUUCUUUUGACUGAAAUCGUCACUAAAGGCAGAAUGCCUUAUGCAGGAAUGAGUGGUAGAGAUGUAUUAGAGCAAGUGGAACGUGGUUAUCGAAUGCCAAAACCGAUGUACUGUCCCGACAGCCUCUACGAGUACAUCAUGAUGAAGUGUUGGGCCAAGGAUCCAUUUGAGAGACCAACUUUUGAGUUUUUGUUCAGCUUCCUAGACGACUACUUUGUUAGUACUGAAGCUAACUACAGCGAGGCGAACGAUUAUCUGUGAACCAAAAAAAAUUCCAAAACUUUGGAAGAGGAACAUGUGUUUUGGCUAGGUGUGACAGUUUGUUGUUGUGCAUGAAUGAAUGAAUUACGAUUAUGACGGUUUUUGCCGUGACAAAAUUUGGGGGAAAAAACCCGCCGGGGGGUAUCUAAGAAUUACAGUAACAUCAUCCUGAGAAAACAAAACUGAAAAACGGGGGUUAGAAUUUAAAUUAACAUUUUGAAAAUGUCAAUAUCUUUUCACCUUGUAUAUGUCAUCGAAUAGAUUCCAAAUUUAUUUUGUAAUUGUUUGAUCGUCGUGAUUAAUGUGUAAAAAGACUUUCUCGGAUUAUUAACGUUGUUUAAUUACGGAGAGGAAAUCAUCGUGAUAUUAAAUAAGACAUAAUUGAUUUCUGUAUUUCGUCAUAAGUUAUGAAAGCCUGAUCACAUUAUUGUAAUAACAGUAUAUUAUACUGUAAAAUGACUAAUUUUCACUGGGUUUAAAUUUCACUGAUUUGCCAUUUCAGGCAUAUUCAGUGGGUUUUAAAUUCACGGUUUUAUCAUUUAGAUAAUGUGUUCUAUGCUAAAUUUUACAUAUUCACUGGGUUUUAAUUUAGCGCAUUUUCCAGUCAGCGAAAUAAGCCAAAUUAAAACCCAGUGAAUAAUUAAGCCCUUUACAGUAUUUCAUUUUAUCUUUUAUUUAUAAUAACUAAAUCACCGCAAGUCGUUUAAAUAUAUAAAUUCUAUCUUU